UUACAAACCACGACCUCGCCCACUACAACUUGCCACCCUAAGACAAGAAGACAUGGCCCGCACCAAGCAGACCGCGCGUAAGAGCACUGGUGGCAAGGCCCCGCGUAAGCAGCUCGCCGCCAAGUCCGCUCGCAAGACUGCCGCCAACGCCACUGGCGGUGUCAAGAAGCCCCAUCGCUUCAGGCCCGGUACCGUGGCCUUGCGCGAGAUCCGCCGUUACCAAAAGUCCACCGAGCUCCUCAUCCGCAAACUCCCCUUCCAGAGGCUUGUUCGCGAAAUCGCUCAGGACUUCAAGACCGACCUCCGCUUCCAGUCGAGCGCCGUGAUGGCUCUCCAGGAAGCCGCUGAGGCAUACCUCGUGUCCCUCUUCGAAGACACCAACUUGGCUGCUAUUCACGCCAAGCGCGUUACCAUCCAACCGAAGGAUCUCGCCCUUGCCCGCCGUCUGCGCGGAGAGCGCUCAUAGGCUGUCGCACUCUACUCAUCCUCACACUGUACUAUUAGUUGUACAAGUAGCUCGUUUUGUCACCUUUUCUCGCCAUAAUAGAGCUCGACGCGCGGCGUCUUGGUCUGCCAUUA
This is a messenger RNA of Schizophyllum commune H4-8, 579 nucleotides long. RefSeq names its product histone H3. The transcript has 4 exons. NCBI's taxonomy places the organism in Eukaryota, Fungi, Basidiomycota, Agaricomycetes, Agaricales, Schizophyllaceae. Gene Ontology annotation, cellular component: nucleosome. The record is from RefSeq and is a predicted model, not a curated record. Gene Ontology annotation, molecular function: structural constituent of chromatin; protein heterodimerization activity; DNA binding. The coding region runs from base 53 to 466 and encodes 137 amino acids.